AUGGAUAUAGAAAAGGGAGGAAAUGAAGGGAAAACACCGGAAAUAUCAACACGACACUUGGAUGUCAAUGGGAAAGAAAAGAAAAGGAAUAGUUCUUAUAAACAAGAAGAUCAUAAGAUGAUUCUCAAGAGCGUUUUAAAAAUGAUUCCCAUGUGCGUAGUAUUUUCUGUGUUGUCGUUAAUAUCAGCAACCGGGAGCACAUUCUAUCUACAACAAUACAACAACCUAAACACCGACAGCGUCAUAGCAAUACAAUUCUACAGCUUGGUUCAAGAUUCUUCCAAGUUUGUUAUCCCGUUCAUAUACGGUUGUUGUUUACCAAAAAAUGAGAAGGUUAAAAUUGGGGUAGGAAUAGUUUGUGGAGUUGCAAGUUGUAUUUGUGCAUGGCAACUAGAGGUUUAUAGGUUAAAAGAAGUCAGUCAUCUGGUUGAUCAAGGGGUAGAUGAUGCAUAUACUUCCAUAAGUUUUCUAUGGUUAGUACCUCAAUUUUGUUUGCUUGGGUGCAUGGAAGGGCUUAUCGACGAAGGGCUAUUAAAGUUCUACUACUCGCAAACAAAAGAAGAACAACAUCUUCCUUAUGUGAAGGAAUACAUUGCACUUGUGAUGGGCAUAGGGAAGUUGCUAAACAUUUUUCUUAUCUUAGUAUUUAAAGGAUGGUUCCAGGACACGGUCAAUCGCAGUCGGCUAGACAAGUAUUAUUUGGUUUUGGUAAUUCUUAGUUCAGCAAACUUCAUAACAUAUUGCUUCAUUGCAAGACUCUUUUACAAGGUCCAAGAGUUGACUAAUGUUGACCAGGACUUCAAAAAUGAUGAAUUACCAGAAGAAAACCAAUUAGAAUUGGAUGAAGCUGAUCAGGAACAAGGAGAGUCUGUUGGAAAUAGUCCCGAUCUGGUUAAGGUCGUUAAGUUUAGUUAA
Molecule: messenger RNA, 915 nt
Organism: Helianthus annuus (common sunflower)
Lineage: Eukaryota; Viridiplantae; Streptophyta; Magnoliopsida; Asterales; Asteraceae
Product: protein NRT1/ PTR FAMILY 5.5
Exons: 1
Coding region: 1-915 (304 amino acids)
Biological process (GO): transmembrane transport
Cellular component (GO): membrane
Molecular function (GO): transmembrane transporter activity
Source: RefSeq, a predicted model, not a curated record